Trichomonas vaginalis G3 is the source of this 669-nucleotide messenger RNA. RefSeq lists its product as uncharacterized. The transcript has a single exon. NCBI's taxonomy places the organism in Eukaryota, Parabasalia, Trichomonadida, Trichomonadidae. Bases 1 to 669 code for a protein of 222 amino acids. The record is from RefSeq and is a predicted model, not a curated record.
AUGUUUCUUGUACUUAAUGAACUCAAGAAUGUAGGUGAAGAUAGACUCGCAAACUUCAACGCUUUGAAAUCAAUUAUAACGGAUAAUGAGAUUAGAAUUAAUGAAAAGAAUCAACCCAGAAGAACUGCUCAGAACGUUGCAAACUUCAUUUUCGUAACUAAUAACGUCUACCCUGUCAAAAUUGAAGUUGGAGACAGAAGAUAUGUAGUUUUAAGAGUUAAUGGUAAAUUUAAGGGUCAAUUUGAUUACUUCAAGAAUUUGAUGAAUUCAUGCACAAAGGAAUUUUAUGAUAAUUUACUGACGUAUUUUAUCAAUUACGACCUUUCAUCAUUUAAUGUACGAAUCAUUCCGAUGACUGAAGCCAAACAAGAUUUAAUUGAAUUAUCAUCAAAUCCUUUAGAUGUAUGGAUAAAUACACAUUAUGAUGAAUUGUGUGCAGGUAUGACGUGUAAAAAUGCUUUAUUCUGCAAACCAUCAGACAUGAAAGACAAGAAUUUCCAAAUGAGCAUUAAAGAUAAAUGUGAUAAGAAACAGAGAAGAAUAGAUGGUAAACAGACAUGGUAUUAUGUUUUGAAAGAAGAAAUGAAAGAAUUAUAUAAACAGGUUGAACCAAACGAUAAUGAGGAUUCAUUUACUGACGAUGAAAUACCUGUAAAUGAAGCUUUAUAA